Molecule: messenger RNA, 1740 nt
Organism: Sycon ciliatum
Lineage: Eukaryota; Metazoa; Porifera; Calcarea; Leucosolenida; Sycettidae
Product: LAMP family protein lmp-1-like
Exons: 1
Coding region: 42-977 (311 amino acids)
Biological process (GO): establishment of protein localization to organelle
Cellular component (GO): lysosomal membrane; late endosome membrane; plasma membrane
Source: RefSeq, a predicted model, not a curated record
CAAGCUACCUACCCGUUCAAUGCGCCUGCAUCGGUGCAUGCAUGCAGGACGACUUCCAUAAAAAAAUUAUUCCACCCUUUCCUCAAAACUGUUCUGCUGGAAGAUUCGGCGUUUCCUUGUUCAGAUUAGAACUUCUUCUCGGUGAUUUCUUGCCACGUAUCUGCACAAUGUUUGUAGCUAAAUGGCUGCCAGUCGUCGUGCUGGUGUCAGGACUUGCACCGUUGGCCACCGGAGAGACCGACGAGUAUGAUGCAGUGGCUAUGGAAGUAGUUGGGGAGGACGAGGAAUAUGGGCAACACACGUAUGUCGUGGAAAACGACAACGGCGUUCCGUGUAUGAGCGUGGCGCUGGAAGCCUCGUUCGAGGUUCCCUAUGUGUCCAGCGCGCAGGGUGCUCCAACCACGUUAGUCAGCUAUUUCCCCUUGCCGGGCUUGAAUACGUCUGCGAAAAUCAGCAACGACAGCGUUUGUCCCGAAAACGCCACUGCCGGAGAGCCUGGCCGGCUAGUCGUUCUUUUUGGCACCAACUACAGCCAAAUCUUUACAAUAAAUGUGGAUGUCCAUAUGGACGGCAAGAACACGAACUGGAGCGUGGCCAACUUCUCAUUGAUGGUUGACUACACGGAUGAGAAAUACUUCAAUACAUCAGCUGAACCAUCACAGGAUGAGGCGUUCACUGCAGAGGUCGACAUAUCCAGCGACAGCACGAAUGGUUACGAGUGUGCGGACAACGAGACGGUUGUUUUAUCAUCAGAAACCUCAACGUCUAAUGUCACUCUGCUCUACAAGGACUUGGUCAUCGACCCGUUCAACAACGGCAAGCUGACAAGCUGCGAUGCACCUGCGCCAGGGAAAGCCGCAAACCGCAUUGUACCCAUUGCAGUCGGUGCUGCUCUCGCCGGCUUGCUCCUUCUCGUCUUGGUUGCCUACGCAAUCAAUAGGCGUACGAGCAAGAGGGGUGGCUACGAAAAGGUUUAGCACCUUCGGCUGGUCGACCGCCUUUGGGCUGGUGUGCGGUGUGCACGAAGCAUGACUUGUUGUGUGCGAAUGAGAAUCGUGUGCAGUGCGCGCGGUGCAGUGCAGUGCUACUGUACAUCCCGGCUAUGUACUAGUAGUAGCUCUCUGUUCCCGGAUCAUCCUGCGUGCCCAAUGCAAUGGCGGCAUAGUUUGGGUGCAUGCACGUGUACUGUUCACAUGUGUAUGUGCGUGGGCAUGUAUAUGUCUGUCUUUCUGUCCGUGAGUGUGCAUGCAUGUGCGCGCAUACAUGCAUGCGUGCGAUCGUUUGUCAGCCGCUCUCCCUUGACCUUCCUUUUGGGAAUAUGCCAAUGUUAUUGUUUGCUGUUUACACGGUUUUUUUCUCUCUUCUACUUCUUGUGCCCCCUCCUACGCUUACUGAGGAGAGUGCUGAUGGUAUGAUAGCUAUGUUUUAGUUGAUCUCUGUCACAAUUCAUACAACACAGAACCAUGACAGCUGUAUUGUAGGGUUGCUCGUGUUCGCAGUUUUACCUCCUCGAGUACCAGUUAGCGUAGUUUUUUUUAGUGCAUGCACAUGUAUGCCCCCCCCCCCCCCCAACACACACACCAAGUAGUCGCUGUGUGCUAAUUCACUUGUUCCCCACGUAUUGCUUCGUUUAGUAUCGUCCCUGCUUCUAUAGUAUACUACUCUACCCCGCAUUAACAACUUGGCCAUCCUUCCUCGAAAUUUACGCUGGAUUUGAGUCUUAAAGAUUUCUGUGACAAA